Messenger RNA from Trichogramma pretiosum, 1733 nucleotides. Its product is annotated as rhythmically expressed gene 2 protein-like. The transcript has 3 exons. The record is from RefSeq and is a predicted model, not a curated record. Lineage: Eukaryota; Metazoa; Arthropoda; Insecta; Hymenoptera; Trichogrammatidae. Bases 534 to 1316 code for a protein of 260 amino acids.
AGGAGGUUGAGCUGCAAUCAUCGCAGGGCAGUUGAAUUACGAUCGUAUGAGUUUUGUGAUACAUUAUUGUGUUGAAUUUUGUCGCGUUCUCGCGUGUCGAAGGUUGAACAGUCGUCGCGGAGUAGUGCAACUUACGUAAUUGUUAUUGCUCCAAUAAAGGUGUUGAACGUAUAAAAAUCUCCAUCUUCGAGCUUGAACGUGUGAAUUUUCCGUAAUGGAUAAAAUCGAUAGCGAGUCCGCGAAAGGAAAGCAAAAAUGAAAAUACACGAUGUGUGACUAAUCCUGCAUUAUAAUAUACGCGCCGAAUUUCAACUGCAAAUUCAGCGUGGUGACUAAUAAAGCUUUUGUUCCCAAGGGGAGCUUUACUGCUGACGAAGCUUCUCUUCGAUACGUCUUUAUUUUUCAAAAUAUAUUACAUCUCUUUCGGUUUCUCGUCUUACUCUCAGUCGUACUUAAUGCAGUCGAGAUCUGCAAUUCGACGCAGUGACAAUUGUGCAGCGAGUGUCAACUAAUCGUAUAUACAAAGCACAGCAAUGAGUCGGCUACCGCUGCGUCUAAUCACGUUCGACGUGACGGACACCCUGCUGAGGACGAGCAUAGCUCAGCACUACGCCUCGGCGGCGGCAUCGCAGGGCCUCGGUCGACUGGACGGUGCGCGUCUCGAGCGAGCUUUUCGCGCCAAUUACAAGCGGCUGUCGGCGGCCCAUCCGAAUUACGGCAAGAGCAGCGGACUCGGCUGGCAGGGCUGGUGGAGACAGCUCGUGCACGACGUCAUCAGGGAUCAGCAGCGGGACGCGCGCGACGACAAGCUCGACAAGAUAGCGGAUAACUUGAUCGAGUGUUACAGCACGAGCGAGUGCUGGCAGCUCUGCCCGGGCGCGCUCGAGUUACUCGACAGUCUCAGCCAGAGGCGGCCCCGCUUGGUCCUCGGCGUGGUGUCGAAUUUCGACGAGCGCCUCGAGGCCGUGCUGCGCUCGGCGAGGAUCCGAUCCUAUUUCAACUUCGUGCUCACUUCCUACCAGUUCGGCAAGGCCAAGCCCAAUCCGGAAAUAUUUCAGGAAGCUCUGAGGCUGGCGUCGAGUCACGCGGGCGAGAAGAUCGAGGCCGAUCGCGCCCUCCACGUGGGCGAUCGUCUGGACAACGAUUACGACGGCGCGAGAUCGGCCAAUUGGCGCGCGAUCCUCGUGAAUCGCGGCGGCGAGGCCGGUGGCAAACCCGUCGAUCCCAGGGUCGAUCCGAGCGACGUGUUCAAAAAUUUCGAUGACCUCAGAAAGCACUUCGACAAUGUGCUGGACAUUAAGGACGAAUCAAGAUGAUAAUUGGAUAAUGAUUUUUGCAUCGUGCGAUGCAAUUUUUACUGAGAUUAUUGUGCAAAUGAUGGCGAAGGGCGUUUUGCCAGGAGGUUGACAAAAAUAAUUGUAAUAUAACUAGAUCGAAUGAUUUCGUUGUAUAUCUUGCCAAUGAAACGAUGUACUGAGAAACGCAAGCGACCAUGUGCGGUCGAUGUACGAAAUAUUUUCUUACACUUUUUUUUCUAUGUAAUACAAGAGUAAUUAUACGAUACGUUGACUUUGUAAUAAUUUUACAUAAAUGUCAAUUUUGCGCUGUAGUUAAAAAGACACAAAUAGUUUGUAAUCGUCAAAGUCUGAAGUAUUAUCACAGAUCUGAAUAACAUAAUUUAUUUUCAUACAGCCAUAUUGUUGAAUAUAUUAUAUUUUAUACACACUGAUAUA